This is a messenger RNA of Gadus morhua (Atlantic cod), 4850 nucleotides long. It is a transcript of the gene gbe1b, whose product is annotated as glucan (1,4-alpha-), branching enzyme 1b. The record is from RefSeq and is a predicted model, not a curated record. NCBI's taxonomy places the organism in Eukaryota, Metazoa, Chordata, Actinopteri, Gadiformes, Gadidae. The transcript is spliced from 16 exons. Gene Ontology annotation, biological process: glycogen biosynthetic process. The coding region runs from base 72 to 2144 and encodes 690 amino acids. Gene Ontology annotation, molecular function: hydrolase activity, hydrolyzing O-glycosyl compounds; 1,4-alpha-glucan branching enzyme activity; cation binding. Gene Ontology annotation, cellular component: cytoplasm.
UGUUGAUCACCACACACACAUCUCGCUCUCUCUGCUUGCUCGGCACUCGAUUGGUUUCCACUGGAGUGACCAUGGCUGACACAGAGGAUAAUGUUUCAAUUCCUGGGUUAAACAGUCUUCUCCAAAUGGACCCCUAUCUCAAAAGCUACCAGAAGGACUUCGAGAGGAGGUACGGCCUGCUUGGGAAGCAGCUGGCUGCCCUGGAGGAAAGGGAGGGUGGCAUCGACCAGUUCACCCGGGCCUACGAGACCUUCGGAGUCCAGCGUCGUCAUGACAACAGCCUGGUGUUCUUUGAGUGGGCCCCGGCUGCGGAGGCCCUCUUCCUGGCCGGGGACUUCAACGGAUGGGACAAAUUCUCCCACCGCUACACCAAGCAGCCAUUCGGGAAGUGGGAGCUGGUCAUCCCGGCCAAGGCGGACGGGUCCCCGGGGUUGGAGCACGGCUCCAAGCUCAAGGUGGUGGUCCACACCGAGAACGGAGAGCGUCUCUACCGCAUCUCUCCCUGGGCUAAAUACGUGACGCAGCAGGAGAACGCUCGGGUCUAUGACUGGGUGCACUGGGACCCCCCCGAGCCCUACACACCUGUCCACAAGCGGCCGGACAAGCCCAGGAGCCUGCGGAUCUACGAGUGCCAUGUGGGCAUUGCCUCCCCUGAGGGGAAGGUCGCCUCAUACAGCAAUUUCACCGCAAAUGUGCUGCCACGCAUCAAGGACCUGGGUUACAACUGCAUCCAGAUGAUGGCUGUGAUGGAACACGCGUACUACGCCAGCUUCGGAUAUCAGAUUACAAGCUUCUUCGCAGCUUCCAGCCGCUACGGCACCCCCGAGGAUCUGAAGCGUCUGAUCGACGCGGCCCACGCCCUGGGCAUCGUGGUGCUGCUGGACAUGGUCCACAGCCACGCCUCCAAGAACACGGAGGACGGCCUGAACCGCUUCGACGGCUCCGACUCCUGCUUCUUCCACGCGCCCCCCAGGGGCCAGCACAGCCUGUGGGACAGCCGCCUCUUCAACUACUCCAGCUGGGAGGUGCUGCGUUUCCUGCUGUCCAACCUUCGCUGGUGGAUGGAGGAGUACCGCUUUGACGGCUUCAGGUUCGAUGGGAUCACCUCCAUGCUCUACCAUCACCACGGCAUCGCCGUAGGUUUCUCGGGCGACUACAGCGAGUAUUUCGGUCUGCAGGUGGACGAGGACUCUCUGGUCUACCUGAUGCUGGCCAAUCACAUCCUGCACACGCUGUACCCCACCUGCAUCACCAUCGCAGAGGAUGUCUCUGGGAUGCCAGCUCUCUGCCGCGGUGUGGAGGAAGGGGGGCUGGGCUUUGACUACCGCCUGGCCAUGGCCGUCCCUGACAAGUGGAUCCAGAUCCUGAAGGAGUUCAAGGAUGAAGACUGGGAUAUAGGAAACAUCAUCCACACACUCAUCAACCGGCGCUACGGGGAGAAGUGCAUCGCCUACUCCGAGAGCCACGACCAGGCGCUGGUGGGAGACAAGACGCUGGCCUUCUGGCUCAUGGACAAGGAGAUGUACACCAACAUGAGCUCCCUGGUCCCCAUGACCGCCGUCAUCGACCGAGGCAUCCAGCUGCACAAGAUGAUCCGCCUCCUCACGCACGCCCUCGGAGGCGAGGGCUACCUCAACUUCAUAGGAAAUGAGUUUGGCCACCCAGAGUGGCUGGACUUCCCCCGGGAAGGCAACAACCAGAGCUACCACUACGCCCGGCGCCAGUUCGACCUGCUGGAGGCUGCCAAACACCUGCGCUACGUCCAGCUCUACGCCUUCGACCGCCACAUGAACCUCACCGAGGACGCGUACGGCUGGCUGGCUGCGCCGCCGGCGUACGUGAGCACCAAGCAUGAAGAGGAUAAGGUCAUCGUGUUCGAGAGGGCGAAGGUGGUGUUCAUCUUCAACUUCCACCCCACCAGAAGUUACCAGGACUACACCGUCGCAGUCGAGGUGUCCGGGAAAUAUACCAUCAAGCUGGACUCUGAUGACGUUCAGUUCGGCGGACACGGAAGACUGGACCAUCACACCGAGUUCUUCACCAAACCUCAGGACUUCAACGGGCGCUCCAACGUAAUGCAGGUCUACAUCCCCUGCAGAGCGGCGCUGGUCCUGGUCAACGAUGAGAUAGAUUACAGUUAUUAGGGUGGUGAUGGGGGCCCGGGGGCCCCGUGCCGGGGGCCUGAAGAGGCAGAGAAGGGGGGGGUGAUUGUCCUCCCAGAGUCCAGAUUCGGAGAUGGGUCCGGGGCCUCAGUCUGAGGGAUAACAACUACCUAGUGUCUGAGGGUCAGCCGGGCAAACCUUCCCCCCACCGCAGCCUUUGUUGCACACAGUGUGAACACACACUCACACACUAAUAUUCACAGACAAAGACUAACACACGCACGCACACACACACACACACACACACACACACACACACACACACACACACACACACACACACACACACACACACACUUAUACGCUCACACAUACACGCCCACUAAUAUGCACCCACUUGGACAGGCACACACACACACACACACACACACACACACACACACACACACACACACACACAUUAUCACGCACACGCAUACACAUACAUAAAAAAACACACAAAAACACAUCCUGUCGCACAUACCCUCCCUCGCCUCCAACCCUCCCUGCAAUUUUGUAUUCCUCAUAUCCUGCAGGUGUUUUUGUGUGUGUGUGUGUGUGUGUGUGUGUGUGUGUGUGUGUGUGUGUGUGUGUGUGCGUGCGUGUGCGUGUGCGUGUGUGUGUGUGUUUGUGUGUGUCCUCCAAACACAACCUGCAGCCCUACUAUAACGGUGUCAGAACCCAUUGAGUCCAGAUCGGUGGUCCUAGGAGGCGGAGAGGGAGGGUCAAUGACCGCGCCACAGCCACCAGGCAGACGCCAGUCACCAUCUGCAGGCUGCGUGCAUCCGGCUGCGCCGCUGGUGCACGUGGCCGGCGCUCACUGCACGCGCCCAGUACAGCGGGACCACCACAACCUGAAACAAGACAUGUUUUUGCUAAUAUGUGGAAAAAUCAUUUUUCAAAAACCCAAAUGUUUUAGACACAGACACACACACACACACACACACACACACACACACACACACACACACACACACACACACACACACACACACACAUCUCUGUUCAGCAUGAUCUACAUUCUAAUCCCAAUUGAAUGCAACUUUUUCCUUUUGUUUUGGGUUUGCUAAAAAUGCUGUCUUAUUUAAUUGUGAUGUGCAGAUUAUUAUAAACAGACAGAUAUACAUGCGCACACUUGCAGACAAAGACAUGCACACCCUCAAUUCAGCAGGAAAAAGCAGAGAGGGAAAAAUGUUAUUUUAGAGUUUUAUUUUGGUUACCAAUUGAAUUGACAAUUGUUAUUUUUAUUAGUGAUAAAUAUUCUAAUUGUGGGUUUAAGUGUUGAUACAAAUAAGCUUGCAUGAUGGCGUGUGUGUGAGUGAGUGCUUAUGUGCUGUUGGCAGCACUGCACUUGAUGUGAAGGGGUUCAUGUUGGAGGUUGACUCACGCCACUGUUAGACUCACGCUGUGCGAGUUUAGCAGGAUUAGGAGCAGGGAAGAUUUGUAUGAAGUAAUAAGCUACUCGGAACCAUGAUACCAUACCAACAGAGGUACCUGAUUCAGCUCCAGUGGCUUUCCUUAAUCAUUGUAUCUACGAGGAGCCCUCAUGUAGUCCUUCAUAACCCCAACGCUAACUCAUUACAGCCAUGAUUUGCAGCGAAAGAGAUCUGAUCAAAUCGGCACACGCCACACGAUGCAGGCAGGAGUUAAAAAUACUCUACUCUGGUGUUUUCUCAAGAUAAAUCUCAAUGUGAACAGACAUUCUGCACUUUGUUUAUUUCUCUAUGAAGCACUGUGCAUAUUUCUUUGUCAUUUUGAAACAUUUCAGUGAUAAAUCGUCGUAGACUGCACUUUCUGAGAAGUUUUGAUGCUGGGGAAUUUAUAUUAAGGUGUUAUUAAUUUGAAUUGUUUAAAAAGAGCAUAUGACUCAUAUUAUUUAAUCAUGUAGAUGGUACACCUAUAGCAGGCCUAUUCUUGCACAGAUACUUUUGAUUGGUUACUUAGACGCUGAUUGGUUUACCAUUCCCAGGACACUGAUGUAACUAUGAGGGUUAUUAGAAGACCCAGGUGGCUUUGUAAAUUCACAGACACUGAAACAAACGGCCUUCAUCUUUUUCAAUUAUCUCUUAUCUCUCCCUGUGUCUUUCUCUUACACACACACACACAGUAACACACACGCACACAGGCGCAAAUACUCUGAAGCUAAGAGUUUGGUCUCUGCAAACUUCAUCGCACCUUCCGUGUAACCCUAAUUCAGUCGUGUGAAAGUAAAGCUGCUUUGGCAAUUUUCCCGUUCCCAUUUACACAGAUGUGUGAAAAGGCUGAGAGAGCCACAGUGAGAGGGGGGGGGGGGGGGGGGGGAUAGGGGAUAGGGGACGGACCACAAGAGAGAGAGGAGAAAAGAGAAAGAUGGAGAAUACAUUGAAAUGGAUAAACAACAUGGUGUCUGAGUGCUGCUAGUCUUUGCUCACUGAGAUAACGGAGUAGGCCACAGCCCAAGGUUACUGUGCCUCUUGAUGCUAAACACGGAGGCCUCAAUACAAUUGAUCUAUAUUGUGUGGUCUGUCCAUUCUGUCCAGAUGUGUGUACGAGUGUCCUUCCGUACAGAUGAAGAAGAGAGGGUGCCGUCUGUAUUCAGCUAUGCCCUCCCAUGUUUGGGCUGCAGUGUUUGCAUGAAUCUGGUUUUCACUAGUAACUUGUCGUAUGCCCCAAUCAUCAAACCCUAAUAUAUAAUACCCUAAAAUAAACUGGAACUGUGAUGCACCGUCA